AUGCAUGCUGUCCCAAUGGAAAUCUUAUUUAUUAACGCUCAAACAAUGAAGUCUGACUGCCCUGCAAUGAAAAGCUAUUGCAACAACUCCGCUUACAGAGCACUCAUGCAGGACCAAUGCCCUCUUACUUGUGGUCUAUGCACCAGCAAUACUAGUAGGUUUUCUCUUGUUUGUAUCAUGUCUACGAAGAAAUAUCAGUAUACUUCAACUGCAUUGGACAAAGUUUGCUUAGAUUGA
Messenger RNA from Cylicostephanus goldi, 237 nucleotides. The record is from the annotation of a GenBank genome assembly. NCBI's taxonomy places the organism in Eukaryota, Metazoa, Nematoda, Chromadorea, Rhabditida, Strongylidae.